This is a messenger RNA of Aplosporella prunicola CBS 121167, 2997 nucleotides long. RefSeq lists its product as uncharacterized. Gene Ontology annotation, molecular function: nucleic acid binding; zinc ion binding; 5'-3' DNA helicase activity. The coding region runs from base 1 to 2997 and encodes 998 amino acids. NCBI's taxonomy places the organism in Eukaryota, Fungi, Ascomycota, Dothideomycetes, Botryosphaeriales, Aplosporellaceae. The record is from RefSeq and is a predicted model, not a curated record. The transcript is spliced from 4 exons.
AUGUACUGGAAUGUACACGAACUAUGGAAAUCUGAAAUCUGCGUUCGUGUGCGCCUUGACGUCGAUCGCAGCAGCCUCACUCGUCAUCGCUUGGAUGAGCUUUGCGGAACGGACACGUCCCACUACGUCUAUCUUCGUUGGUAUGGAGAGACCAUCCGUCUCAGCGACUCUGAAGACAAUGUCGAACUUUCGGUGGAGACUGAGUUCAACCUCCCGGAAAGCCUGUCCGGCUUCAACUACUUUAAAGCCAAGCAUGAGGAUGGACAGCUCAUGGCCACAACCUUUUCCACCGACGUCGGAGCUGAAGUCAGUGGGCUAGGCCACGCUACAUUGGUCCAGGGCAGUGUUAGUAACUCGAACUACCACAAGCUUUCAUCAUUGGCUCGCGCAUCGCACGUCGAAAUCUACACGGCACGUAAUGAUGGCAUCCUGUCACAGCUAGAUAAGCUGAAGCGCGUCUUGACGACUCACAACCAUCGCGGGGAGUUUACGGCCAAGUAUCAGCUUGCAAACGAUAAGUCAAAUUCACAACGCCGGACUAACCCACCUCAGUUUGCUGUACCUCCGAGACACACUUUCCACAGCUGGCCCGACUACGCCCGGACUAUGUGCGCUGCUAUGCAGCGGGAGGCAGAUUUCCGAAAUGAGACUAUGGAAGAGUACUCAGCUACACCAGCGGACAAAAAGCACGGCGCCCAUACUUACACUCGUGGAUGGUUGUUCGUCAAGUCUAAUUUUGACACUGAUAACUACUCGGAUCCCAUUAAACUCGGUGACGUAGUCACGAUCUGGGACAACUCUGAAGGCACCAAGGGCUACAAGCAGCAACCACUCCAAGCUAUUGCUGUCACUAUCCCCUAUUCACUCAGCAACUAUGAGACAUGUCUGUACUUUACCCUAGACAACGACACCUAUCUGUCCAACGCCAUUCUAGGUCGACCUCAAAACACUUCUUUCUUUGAGCUCGAGGAAUGUCGAACCCAUGAAGCUUUUGUCAAGCCUGAAAGCAAUGACAACAACGAGCGAUGUGUUUUCAAGUCAUUCACCAAGAUGGCAGAAGACCAAAAUGCCGAAGACCUGCGCCGGAUUCUGAUCGGCCGCGACUUCCAUUCUUCAGGCAUGGUUGAUUUGUUUAAAGGUCUUUCGGAUCAAGAGGCGAAUCGGGUAGAGAAGAUGAUGAUUGGCCGACCAGAUCAAGUGGCCGCCUUCGAAAUGACACGCAGGCUCACAAAUCGGCUUGCGUUCAUUUAUGGUCCUCCUGGAACAGGCAAGACCGAGAUUGCUGCAAUCUUGGGAGUUGCAAACAAGAUGGCAAACAAGAAUUCCACUGGACCCUCCACUGCUUAUUUCACUGGCAGCAAUUAUGCUGCCAAUGUCUUGGUCAAACGCGCAAACGACCGUGGAUGCAAGACUCUGCGCCUACAAUGCAUCAGUCUAGUCAUCAACCGACUUGGUCAGCAACUAAAACUCAUUUGCCGGCCCUCCUCCGAAGGAAGCACCGCAGUCCCGGACAUGUUCCAGCGGAAGCUCAGCAUCUUGGCCAAGUCACUCGACCAAGAAGCGGACCGCCUCAACGUGGCUCUGUAUUCUGAUCAGGAUGACUCUCAAGAAGACACUGAGAUGAUUUCUGGAUUUAAGAAGGAGGCUGACAUCAUCCUAACGGACCACAGAAUUUCGCCUGAUGUUAAGUUCUACACCGUUGAGUCACAAGCCAUGCUGCUGAUCAAGAAUCCCGAAUGGAAGAAUCUGCUCGAUCUCGCCAGGAUGGCGGCAAGCAAUUGGUCGGGCCUUAACAAAGAGAAAGCCAAGAAGAAGGCCUCUGAGUUCGACAGCUCUCUUAAGAAGUUGGUCUACACGGUUAUUAAGUCUAGUGAGGCUAUUGUGGCUACAACAAUCGUCAGUAACGAUUUGAAAAAGCUGGACUGGUUGAAGCCGUCACUCGUCGUUGUGGAUGACGCCUGCCAAAUGAAGGAGCCAGAGUCCGUCAUGGUCCUGACAAACAACAGCCAGGCGAAGGGGUUUGUCUUCAUCGGCGACCCAAAACAGCUUCAAGCAAAGGUAAUGUCAUGUCCUAGGCACAUUGAAGAUCCGGAAAAUCAGCGCCAGGCGGAAGUCCCCACCCAAGAGGAUAAUCCUAUGAUCCUUGAGGGCUCUAUCCCGCCGAACGAGCUAUAUCUUCAGCUGAAGCUCCCCCUCAUGACCAGGCUUAUGGAGCUUGGUUAUCCGUCGGUAUCCAUGCACAUCCAGUCACGUGCUGUUUCCGACAUCGCGGAUCUAUGGUCUGAGCUAUCGUACGGAGGUGAUAUCGUACAUGGAAAGAACACAUCGGUGAACACGCGCCUCCACGCGAUGUCCUUCCGGCGAUUCGUCAAGGACGAGUUUGGCAUCUCCGAUGCCAACGCAAUCGCAGUCGACAUUGCCGACAGCUCAUUCCGAGUUGCUCGCCGCACCAAGUCGGGCGUCAACCCAGACUUUAGAUUGAGGACCAACCAGCUGAUUGAGAAGAUGAGUGGAUACGGCAUCCAUCCAACUUCCUGCAUGAUUGUCACACCAUACAACGGACAACGUCUCGCCCACCACGCGGAGAAUCAGCGUUUUGCCGUCACAAUCGAUGCCACGCAAGGCGCUGAGUACGACAUCGUGAUAGUUGAUUUGGUGGCUGCUGGUAAAGGCAACAGGCCUUACCCCUUUGUCCAGAAUGCCUGCAGACUAAACGCCGCGAUUUCGAGGCCCCGGGAUGGACUCAUUGUCAUCGGCGACAAGCGUACUAUGGCCGACAGCGCGCGAUACCAGCCAGGUGACGUGAACUAUGUUUACGCUGGUAUCUUCAAGAUUCUGGAAUCGCGUGGUUACAUGGUCAGGGAGGAAGUCGAGAAGGGCCGCUACAUCGAGGGAGGUCGUGAUACGGUCGAGGCUAUUGGUCUUUCUGACGAGUUUCCCAAGUGUACCAAGUGUGGCGAGCGCGGACACCGUCUCGCUAGGUGCCCUCGGGAGUAG